UGGGACUUGGUCUGUGCUGACAAACACCUCAAUCAAGCUCUUGCCACCUACUUCUUCCUCGGUGUCACGUUUGGAGCCAUUCUCUUUGGACUGCUCUCAGACAGGUUUGGACGUAAAUCCAUGCUUCUGGUGGCUUUAAUAGCCACUACCCUGCUAGGAGCCACAUCAGCCUUCUCCACCUCCUACAUCAUGUUUGCUGUCUCCAGAGUGUUCUCUGGUGUGGCCCUCAGUGGGAUGUCCAUCAUUGGGGUGGUGCUGGGCAUCGAGUGGACAGACGUCAAGCACAGAACAUUCACUGGAACCAUUAUGAGUCUCUCGUGGAGCGUUGGGAACAUGUUUCUGGCUCUCCUGGCCUACCUGAUCCGAGACUGGAGGCACCUGAUGAUGGCAGUGACAGUGCCCUGCAUUGUUGCCAUYGUCUCCUGGUGCUGGUUGCCCGAAUCAGCUCGCUGGCUGUUGGCUAAUGGAAGAACAGAGACAGCCAAGAAAUAUCUGGUUCAGUGCGCAAAAAUCAACAGGAGGGAUGAAUACACAUCAAAGUUGGACCUUGAGGUUCUGAGGAAAGUAACAGUGUCUGAUGUUGCAGAGAAGAACCACACCUACUUSGAUCUGGUCAAAACCCCUCAACUGAGAAAGAUCACCCUGUGCUCUGGGUUUUUCUGGUUUGCAGUCUCCUUCCUUUACUAUGGCAUCAGUUUGAAGAUCUCAGGUUUUGGUGUCAACAUAUACCUCACUCAGUUCAUAUAYGGCAUCAUUGAAAUUCCUGCCAAAAUCCUCACCUAUUUUGUCCUGGACCGGAUUGGUCGACGGAACUGCCAGGCGUGGUUUCUGAUCACAACAGGAGCUAUGAUUGGAAUAAACACAGCCAUACCUUUAGAGUACUCUGUGGUUCGAACAUGCAUUGGUGUGAUGGCAAAGGGUUUUUCUGAGGCAGCAUUCACCACUGCUUUCCUCUACUCAGCUGAACUCUACCCAACGGUUCUCCGGCAAAGUGGUUUAGGUUACACCUCAUGUCUUGGUCGGAUUGGAAGUUCCCUGGCUCCAAUGGUCAUGCUGCUGGAGGACGUCUGGACUCUUCUUCCCCCCAUGGUCUUUGCUGGGACAGGGAUUGUCAGUGGCAGCUUGGUUUUUCUGCUUCCAGAGACACUCAACAUCCGACUGCCUGAAAACAUCUUGGAUGUUGAGGAGGAAAGACACAUGAAGAGUGAUGAACAGAUUGAGCUGAAACCAGUGACCUGUAACAACAUGAGCUGACUGCAACAAGCUGGGGACAUUUUCCCAAUAAUCCUUGAUAAUUAAAACGUGAUUUUUGUGGUUGCCUGUGGGAA
This is a messenger RNA of Austrofundulus limnaeus, 1328 nucleotides long. RefSeq names its product solute carrier family 22 member 7a (gene slc22a7a). Gene Ontology annotation, molecular function: transmembrane transporter activity. Lineage: Eukaryota; Metazoa; Chordata; Actinopteri; Cyprinodontiformes; Rivulidae. Gene Ontology annotation, biological process: transmembrane transport. Gene Ontology annotation, cellular component: membrane. The record is from RefSeq and is a predicted model, not a curated record.